GGGCUGGAACAUGUACCAGAACCCUGACAGAAUGUCCUGGUUCAGUGGUCUCCUAGUUGCCAGAGUGGACGACCGCAAGACUGCGUGGGGAGAGCGCAAUGGCAAGAAAUCCAAACGGAAGGGAGGCUCAUCUCUCUGCAGCCCGCGUUACAUGAGCUGUCUGCGGGACCCAGAUGCUAUGGAACCCCCUUCCGGAGCCCCCCUCCAGCAGCACCAUCGCGGAGUGGGGGCUGGGGCCAUGGGAGGCGGGGGAAACCUCGGCGUCCGCUGUGGAUGGCAGGAGGACCACUAUGGCAAAAGAGGAGGUUGUUCUGGGGAAGGCGUGGGGCUCAAAUCUGUCGAUUUGGGCUUUGAGGAUGGGGAGUUGAAAGGGAGGAAAGGAGGGUGUAAUGGAGGAAGUGGCGACAUGGGCAACGAGGGUCCCAAUGGUGCAGGAGGGGUGAUGACGGCUGCAGACUGCUGGCUCAGGGUGGUGCGAGUGUUCCAGUCGAAAAAAUUCCAGUCUCGCAAACUGGAGCGCCUAUACCAGCGUUACUUCUUUAGGCUGAACCAGAGCUCCCUGACCAUGCUAAUGGGCGUGCUUGUGAUCGUGUGCGGCAUUAUGCUGACCUUCCACUGUGUCCACGCCACUCCUCACGUGGCCUAUUCAUCAGCCCUGUCGGUGGCCAUGGCUCUCUUCAUGGCUCUCAUGGUGGUGUGUAACCGUAACGGCUUCCACCAAGACUACAUGUGGAUGGUCAGUUACCUGGUGAUCGGAGUCUUGGUGUCGGUACAAGUGUUCGGGGUCCUCAUGGUGGCACCCAGGAGUGCUUCAGAAGGAAUCUGGUGGUCUGUGUUCUUUAUCUACAUCAUCUAUACUCUGCUGCCUGUGAGGAUGAGGGCAGCGGUCCUGAGCGGAGCGGUGCUGUCCAUCAUACACGUGGUCACAACCUGGCAGAUCAACCAGGAAGACAAAUUUCUCUGGAAACAGGUGAGCGCUAACGUUCUCAUCUUCUUGUGCACCAACAUCAUCGGCAUCUGUACCCACUACCCGGCUGAAGUUUCCCAGAGACAAGCCUUUCAGGAGACCCGAGGCUACAUCCAGGCCAGGCUUCAUCUGCAGAGGGAGAAUCAGCAGCAGGAGCGUCUGUUGCUCUCAGUGUUACCAAGGCACGUUGCCAUGGAGAUGAAGGCUGACAUCAAUGCCAAGAAGGAAGACAUGAUGUUUCAUAAGAUCUAUAUCCAGAAACACGACAACGUCAGCAUUCUCUUUGCAGACAUCGAGGGGUUUACCAGCCUGGCGUCUCAGUGCACAGCUCAGGAGCUCGUCAUGACCCUUAACGAGCUCUUUGCUCGUUUUGACAAGCUGGCGUCGGAGAACCAUUGCCUCCGGAUCAAGAUUUUGGGCGAUUGUUACUACUGUGUGUCCGGGCUGCCCGAACCCCGGGCUGACCACGCCCACUGCUGCGUGGAGAUGGGCGUCGACAUGAUCGAGGCCAUCUCAUUGGUGCGCGAGGUGACGGGGGUCAACGUUAACAUGCGCGUGGGCAUUCACAGCGGACGUGUGCACUGUGGCGUGCUGGGACUCAGGAAGUGGCAGUUUGACGUGUGGUCAAACGACGUCACGCUGGCCAAUCACAUGGAGGCGGGAGGCAAAGCGGGGCGGAUCCACAUCACCAAGGCCACGUUGCAGUACCUGAACGGGGACUAUGAGGUGGAGCCGGGCUUCGGGGGCGAGAGGAACGCAUAUCUGAAGGAGAACAGCAUCGAGACCUUCCUGGUCCUCGGCUGCAGCCAGAAACGGAAGGAGGAGAAGGCGAUGAUGGCGAAGAUGCAGCGGACGCGAGCCAACUCUAACGAGGGGCUGAUGCCACGCUGGGUCCCCGACAGAACCUUCUCCAGAACCAAAGACUCCAAAGUCUUCAGACAAAUGGGAAUCGAUGAGUCCUCCAGUAAAGACAACCGAGGGGUUCAGGAGGCCAUGAAUCCAGAGGAUGAGGUAGAUGAAUUUCUGGGGAGAGCCAUUGAUGCUCGCAGUAUUGACCAGCUCAGAAAAGACCACGUCAGGAAGUUCCUGCUCACUUUCCAGAACACGAGUCUGGAAAAAAAGUAUUCUAAGAAAGUAGAUGACCGUUUCGGCGGCUACGUUGCCUGUACUCUGCUGGUGUUCUGCUUCAUAUCGUUCAUACAGAUUGUUAUCUUUCCACACACACCAGUAAUGCUGGGAAUCUACAUCAGUAUCUUCAUCAUCCUCGCCAACAUCCUCUUCAUCUGUGCCAUAUACUCCUGCAUCAAGCUCUUUCCCGGCGCGAUGCAAACUGUCUCGAAGAAGAUUGUCCAGUCUCGCACCACCAGCACCCUGGUGGGAGUGUUCUCCAUCAUCCUGGUCUUCAUCUCUGCCUUCAUUAACAUGUUCGCCUGCGACACCACAAGCUUGUCGGAAUGCGUCGCAGAGAAGCUGAACACCUCCGCGGCCCUGGUGACGCCAUGUCUGAUCCGCAGCCUGAAUGUGUCCGUCGAAGGGGGUCUAGAGAUCUGUCCAAGCCAAGGUCCUUCCUGCCCGUUUCCUGAGUAUUUCAGCUACAGCGUGCUGCUGACGCUGCUGGCGUGCUCCGUGUUCCUGCAAAUCAGCAGCAUAGGGAAGCUGGCCCUCAUGCUGUUCAUCCAGCUCACCUUCCUGCUGCUGGUGGAGUGGCCACAAGUAGCCCUGCUGGACAACGCAGACCUCUUUGUCACCUCCAACGCCAUUGAUUUAAAUGAAACUAGCACUGAAUGGUCCAGUUUCAAUGAAACUACAAACCAGUGCCCAUUUGUUGUGACCAAAGUGUCCCUCCGGGUCAUGACUCCAGUGAUCCUCACAGUCUUUGUCCUGGCUCUGUACCUGCACGCACAGCAGGUCGAGUCCACCGCACGCCUCGACUUCCUCUGGAAGUUACAGGCCACCGAGGAGAAGGAGGAUAUGGAGGAGCUGCAGGCCUACAACCGUCGCCUCCUUCAUAACAUCCUGCCCAAGGAUGUAGCUGCUCACUUCUUGGCUCGAGAGCGGCGCAACGACGAGCUGUACUACCAGUCCUGCGAGUGUGUGGCCGUCAUGUUCGCCUCCAUCAGCAACUUCUCAGAGUUCUACGUGGAGCUGGAGGCCAACAACGAAGGAGUGGAGUGUCUCCGGCUGCUUAACGAGAUCAUCGCAGACUUUGAUGAGAUCAUCAGUGAAGAGAAGUACAGGCAGCUAGAGAAGAUCAAGACCAUUGGCUCCACGUACAUGGCGGCCUCCGGCCUUAACGACUCUACGUAUGACAAAGAGGGUCGCACUCAUAUUACUGCGCUGGCAGACUACGCCAUGAGACUGAGAGAACAGAUGAAAUACAUCAACGAGCAUUCCUUCAACAACUUCCAGAUGAAGAUAGGUCUGAACAUCGGGCCAGUGGUGGCGGGAGUUAUUGGGGCUCGGAAGCCUCAGUAUGACAUCUGGGGAAACACAGUGAACGUGGCCAGUCGCAUGGACAGCACAGGAGUACCCGACUGCAUACAGGUGACCACAGACCUCUACCAGGUGCUUGCAAACAAAGGCUACGUUCUGGAGUGUCGUGGAGUGGUUAAGGUCAAAGGUAAAGGGGAAAUGACCACCUACUUCCUGAACGACGGGCCUCCCAACAGUUAGCGGCCACGACAGCAGCGGCAGACGCCGGGACGAUGCCCUGUGGAAGGACACAGCAACGCUGAGCGAGCGCUCACAGUGCGAGCCAACAGCUAAAACAACUACAAUCGCCAUCACUUGAAUUCCAAGCAA
Molecule: messenger RNA, 3769 nt
Organism: Nematolebias whitei (Rio pearlfish)
Lineage: Eukaryota; Metazoa; Chordata; Actinopteri; Cyprinodontiformes; Rivulidae
Product: adenylate cyclase type 6
Exons: 23
Coding region: 11-3640 (1209 amino acids)
Biological process (GO): adenylate cyclase-activating G protein-coupled receptor signaling pathway; intracellular signal transduction; adenylate cyclase-inhibiting G protein-coupled receptor signaling pathway
Cellular component (GO): plasma membrane
Molecular function (GO): adenylate cyclase activity
Source: RefSeq, a predicted model, not a curated record